AUAACACGGAAACAGCUGGAAGCGUCAGUUCUGUGCGUGUUGUCUGUAUGAAUAAAGAGCCAGUGGUCGGUUGUUGUCUGUAUGAAUAAAGAGCCUGUGGUCGGUUGUUGUCUGUAUGAAUAAAGAGCCUGUGGAGGUGAGGAUGAUGAUGGCUCCAGUGUGAAGCAGCUGCAGAGAAACACAACUACCUGGUGGAGAGGAAGAGGAAGAAUGGCAGACGAAGCUCCUUUCCAGUUUCUCCAUCACGAAGUGAUCCAGUACAUCUACAAGUCAGCUGACAGCGGAGAGCUGGAGAAUGGAAGAAAUAUCGCCAAACUGGAAAAUAUGGGAUUCAGAGUUGGCCAAGGGCUGAUAGAAAGACUAACUAAAGAUACGGCACGGUUCAAAGAUGAGCUGGACAUCAUGAAGUUUGUCUGUAAAGACUUCUGGACCUGUGUGUUCAAGAAGCAAAUCGACAACCUUCGGACCAAUCACCAGGGCAUCUAUGUUCUCCAAGACAACAAGUUCCGAUUGCUGAGUCAGCUGUCAGCUGGGAAACAGUAUCUGGAACACGCCCCAAAGUACCUGGCCUUCACCUGUGGGCUGGUGAGAGGAGGUCUGUCCAACCUGGGAGUGAAGAGCAUCGUGACUGCUGAGGUGUCCGUCAUGCCUGCAUGUAAAUUCCAGAUCAUGAUCCAGAAGAUGUGACGAGCUGAGCUCACUCUGUUCUCCGCUGCCUUCGUUUGUCUGAUUAAAGGGAAAUAUCUCCAUCUCCACCAGUAAAAUAUACUCCGCUGCACACUUUAGACGACAGUUAGAGUUGUUGAAGCUUCUAAUGUCCACAGCCUCAUCUCCAUUAAUGCCACGGUGAUUAUUUCUGGGAAGAAUUUCACAGUUCUGUCUUUGAAAGUAUAAGAGUCUAAAUGAAUGUGUUGUAUUGUCAUUCUGGAACGAAGGUCAACGGCACUAUUUGAAUUGAUGCACAGUAAACUGAAUGAUUGAAUAAAAAAAGAGAUUUAAAUAAA
Molecule: messenger RNA, 1004 nt
Organism: Centropristis striata (black sea bass)
Lineage: Eukaryota; Metazoa; Chordata; Actinopteri; Perciformes; Serranidae
Gene: trappc6b
Product: trafficking protein particle complex subunit 6B
Exons: 6
Coding region: 211-687 (158 amino acids)
Biological process (GO): endoplasmic reticulum to Golgi vesicle-mediated transport; regulation of GTPase activity
Cellular component (GO): cis-Golgi network; trans-Golgi network; TRAPP complex
Source: RefSeq, a predicted model, not a curated record